CAUUGUUGAGCUUCCCAGAAUGGAUGAAUUUAGCUAGUAUCCUCUUUGUUCAUAUCCGCAUGCGUGUAUUCGUUGUGCAUUUACCAGAAACCCCGCCACCUUAAAGGACUAUAUAUUAUCCUAAUGAGAGCGGCGCAUUGAGUUGAAGCACCUACCGCGUAAGGUACAUAUUUCUGUUUUUCAAAAUGGUUGAGCUUACCACGUUUGCGAGGAAGUAUGGCGUGAGGCCAGAACACGAAGAUCAAUGGGGACUUUUCUAUCUAUAUGGAAAAUCAGGAUAUACCCCAACUGUAGCACAGAAUAUCCUCACCACAGCUUACGAGCAAGACAUUGAAGAGAAAAGGGAAUUGUACCAACGUGAUUGUCUACUUUUCGGUUUCAACGCAAGAGAACUAGAACUUAUGGGAGCCCUGCCAGAUCCAGAUGCGCAACCAACUGUCAUCACAGGGCCUAUACAUCCCAUUCUUGACCGUGAUCGCUGGGAGCCUUACAGGCUUUUUCGAUCAGAGUUAUUGAUGGCACCGCUCAACCUACCAGUCGAACACUAUUCCCUUGGAAACGAUAACACAGGAAUAUGGGCUGCGAGCAAUCCUGUAGUAUGGCGGGUCCUAGACCCUGUUCUUAGAUUGGUGACCAAGUUUCUAAGCAAUUUCCACGUUCUGCCAUGGCUACAUGCCUUCUUAACUGGAGAAUUUAAACGGGUGCCCGAGCAUCUUGAUACCCGAUCAAUGGAAGAUAAGCAGAGGGACGGUCCCGUCUGGACCUUCAAUCGUCGAAAUCCGCCCCAAAUAUUUGACCAGACAACCAUGCAAAACACAUUGAAGUAUCUUGAGAAUCUGGGGAAAAAAUUGUCCCUGGGUAUCUCCAAAGGCUUUUGUGAUCCAAGGACGAACAUAGAAAUACCGGGCCAGCGUUUCUUGUGUGCUUGUGCAACUUCAUCGAGGUUCCCGAAGCGAGAUAAACUCGACGAGUUGGAAAACGUGGAAAUAUAUAUGUCCCAUGAGGCAUUAGAACCGCUUCUUAGAAAUGAUAUGAGCCCCUCUGAGAUUCUCGCUGAACAGUUCGUCCUUGCCGCUUCUUUCUUACACGAGAUUGGAGUAAGUUGUCCCCCUCCCCCAGCACUUCCUCUACGCUAAUAAACAUUAGCACGCAACCAAUCUGUCACUGGCUGGCACAGCUCCCUGGAUUAAUAACCACCAUGAACCUUAUUAUGAAAGUGAGGUCUUCUCGGAGCUA
Molecule: messenger RNA, 1236 nt
Organism: Amorphotheca resinae ATCC 22711
Lineage: Eukaryota; Fungi; Ascomycota; Leotiomycetes; Helotiales; Amorphothecaceae
Exons: 4
Coding region: 186-1136 (316 amino acids)
Source: RefSeq, a predicted model, not a curated record